GCCGAAAGCCAGGUUGAUCAACCAACCUGCAAGCUCGUCUACAACUCCGCUUCUUGAUCAAGAGCUGGCUGAGAAGCAGAAGUGGGCUCAACGGUUGAAGAUGAUAGCCGAGAGGGCCGGCGAUCAUGCGUCGCCCUCAGGUGGGCCGCCAGCUGCAGAGGUGCUCUCGUCCGCGGAAAAGGCUCGUCUUCGGCGUCUGGUUUUCACAUCAGGGGCGCCGAGUACCAUGGCAGGCCAUAUUCGCAGGUAUGAGAAACUUGAGGAUUGGGCGGCUUCGAUCGCUAUGCCGCUCUACCCCAUCUCUGUGGAUAGAAUCCUUAAGUGUACCCUGUACUUGGAUUCCAAGGAAUGUGGCCCCACCGUUCUGCCGUCCCUCCGGACAGCCAUAAAGAUCCUCGCCCUUGAGAAACAGAUCUUUGAUAAGAGGGGCAAGCCGCUCAAGGAGGCACCGGCUUUUCCACUUCCUCCCGUGGUGGCUUUGGAGAUGGCGAUCACUGUGCGCAUCUUCCUCUGGUGCGUCACGUGCGUGAUCAUGGCCUCUCUCAGGUUUGAUGAUGCUGUUCAUGUGAAGCCCAAUGAGCUCGAGAUGAACGAGGAGGGCCUCUUCGGAGUUUCAUGGCAAACAAAAACAGAACGAAAGCGCCGAGGCACCAAGUUCUUGGUCCCCGAUGUUUCUUUUGGUCAUGUUCCGUGGCUUCGCGCUGGCUGGUCUUUGUUCCAAGCUCACUUUGCUGGGGAUCUGGAUAGGGACUUCUGGGUGCCCGAGCUCAACACCCGGGAGGCCUUCACAAGUCACGCCCCAGCCUAUGACAGGUCCCUGCAAUGGCUCGUUCACUGUCUUUGGCGUGUCGGUCAUGAUGCUCAGCUGAACCAGGACAUCCUGACGGCGAUCCCCGCUCUCAAGUGGCACUCAUGUAGAGUGACACUGCUGGAUCAAGCGGUCCGACAGGGACAUCAAGCUCCUAGCAUUGGCCUUCAGGCCAACUGGAAGAAUCCAUGCCCGCUCGUCCAGAAGUACGCUCGCUCGCGGACAGGUGUGUCCGCCAACGUGGUCAAAGACAUUGUGGCGGACUACAAACGACGCCACGAUCCCAAAUGCGUUCUCCCCGACGAUGAGGUCGACGACGGGGAGGACUUCGAGCUCAGCGCGACGGAGUUCUUCACCAAGAAUCCUAAGAAAGGCUCCGCUUAUGAGCGCAAGAUCCAUGUGUGCUCGGCCGAAGACAUGCAGACGAGCGCCUGUGGUCGUGCCCGCGCUGAGGCAGCCGUGGCUCGCAGCUCCCAUCUCUCCUUCGCAUUGCUCGCCAUCAUGGUGGAUCGCACUCUGUACCCCGACGACAAAAUCCCGGAAUUGGCCGUUCGGCAGAUUUUUGGCAGGAAUCGUCUGCCAGAGCCCUUGUGCUUGCUCCUUGCGGACAAUGGUCUCAAUACGGUGGCCACGCUUUCCAUGCUCGGGGACACCGUUGCAGUUGUCAAGACCACCAUGAAGGCGAUCGUCCAACAAGUUCGGACCUUCGCCGGCGGCCCCAGGAGCAUGUCUCGGCUCGACGCGCUCGCAUGGAAGAGGAACCCAGCAAAGUGCCGGAGAUCCCCGGGGGAGCUCUUUGUGGCGGCGCGCCCCGACGUGCUCCUCACUUAUCACAACCACGGGGCUGCCUUCUACGAGGUCGCCGAGAUGCGAACUCGUAACGAGACGAUCGUCCAAACAGCUAGUUUGGCCAAAACAUCGGAGGAUCUCCUGCGAGUGGUCCAAACAGACUCCAAAUCCGCCAUCGCCUCGGAGUCCCAAGUCAUGGACCGUCUUCACGCCUUCUUCGUGGCGCUGGAGUUCCUCAACAUCUGCGAGUUCUCCUUUGCGGCGGGUCCUCUUCGCUACUUGGCUGAGCUCGAAGAGUGGCGUCAUGAGAACCGCGGCUUAGCAGUUCUGCUGUCGGCAGACACCCUCCUCCGGCGCAAGGUCUACAAGCUCAACAACGACAAGCGCAAGGACUACCCCACCUUCUCAGCAGCUCUGCUGCAGGUGCUGGAACACCGUAAGCAGCUCUGGAACGAUGCUCGCUCAGCCGCCGAGUUGGACAAGGACAAAGCAGCUCGGGCCCGUCGCAACAAAGCCAAACGGGACAAGCAGAAGCAGCUCUUCAAGCAGCUCAAAGAGGAGAAAGCAAGUGGAAAAGGCAGGGGCAAAGAUCGCGGUGCCGAAGGACGAGUUAAGCUCCUUGCCCGUGACACGCGCGUGCCUGAAGCGGAGUGGAAGAAGCUCAUGUCGUUCACAUACACAGGUCGCAAGCGUUGCCCCUGGUACAACUGUUCCCUGGGAUGCCGCUUCGGUGACUCAUGCAAAGAUGAUCACUCUUGCGCGCUGGCCCCUCCGCCCGGGGACUUUUCUGCUCCGGCGGAGGGGCCGCCGCCGCCUCAACGGAAUCCACAUGGGAAUGUGUUCUGUGAGUCAGCGGUUGACCUGAUGGACGCCGCCUUCUUCGGCUUCCUCAUCACCCUUCUGCUCGCAGGGGCCGUGUUCUUCUUGCAUCUCGGAACGCCCUGCGGCACCUUCAGCAUUGUUCGUGCACGACAACCAGGGCCAGUGCCACUUCGUUCAAUAGGCCAACCUCUCGGUCUGGAUGGCCUUGAUCCAAGUAAGCAUGACGAUCUUUGGCUUGGCAACCAUCUGCUCUUUCUCUCCAUCGAGCUCAUGGAAGCAGUGUUACAAACGGGAGGAGAUGUCUCUCUCGAGAACCCGGCUGAUAGCAUUAUGUGGCUUGUUCCGCCAGUGAUGGAGCUCAUGGCAAAGUUCGCGCUGCAGUUCGCCUACUUGGAUCAGUGCGAGUUUGGUGCCAACUCCAAGAAGCCCGCACGGUUUCUGAUCUCCCAUGCAGCAUCCGGGCAGGGCAUGCGUACCUGCUCGCGACGCCAUCAGCGCAAGAAGCUGCUCGGUAAGACUUUCUGGCGUGGCCGUUGGGUCUGCUCCACUAAGGCCCACGGCGCCGCUCUUGCGCAAGCAGCAGGCUACCAGCUCAAGAGGGGGGCUGUAAAGCCCCUGCUGGAUUGCGAAGUCGAGCCCGGCGAGGCGAUCGCGUGGGCGCUCAAGGUCGACCGCCCGUUCUCAGUGCCGCCGCCCCUCUCCCAGCAGCUCCUUGACAAAACUCAACUGGUGACGACGCAAGGCGCGGCUCUGAACUCCGCUCGCCGUCGGGAUCUGGACUUCUGGAAACAGCUGGCCGAGCUCCUGCUGCCAUCCACCGCACGAAUGAUCGAUUCGCUUCCUGAUCCUGCUCUUCGUCGUCUCCUUCGUGGACAAGCUGACGGGCGGCCCUGCCAAUUGGGUGUGACUUGCCACGUCGCUCUCUACAAGGCCUUGUUGCUUCGGGCAGGCUCGCUCGACAAAGCUUUGCCUGAGCUCUUGCUGCGUGGUUUCCCGAUCGUGGGACCGAUCUCGCAAUCCGGUCGUUGGCCGACUUAUGAGAAACAGCAGACGGUCCUUUCCAUUGAGCAUGCUCUGGCUCGGGCGGAGGUCUCUGCAUGUGUGGGGGCAGACGACUGGAUCCCGACCCAGAGGUUCGCAGUCGUGCAGAAGAACAAAGUCCGCGGUUGCGAUAGUGCCACCUCCAACCUCAUCAACCAGAUCACACAGAUCGUCGAGAAGCUCCAGCUCCCGGGAACGGACCUGAAUGUAGCGGCUCUUCGCGAACUGCGUUCCCGCUCGGGGGAGGCAAAGCUGCCCAUCUGCUGGCCAGAGUUUUUCAUCCAUGGCUGA
This is a messenger RNA of Symbiodinium natans, 3751 nucleotides long. Lineage: Eukaryota; Dinophyceae; Suessiales; Symbiodiniaceae. The record is from the annotation of a GenBank genome assembly.